Gadus chalcogrammus (walleye pollock) is the source of this 1712-nucleotide messenger RNA. RefSeq lists its product as uncharacterized. The transcript has 6 exons. The coding region runs from base 33 to 668 and encodes 211 amino acids. The record is from RefSeq and is a predicted model, not a curated record. NCBI's taxonomy places the organism in Eukaryota, Metazoa, Chordata, Actinopteri, Gadiformes, Gadidae.
AUACUGGCUCCACACACUUCCGGUCAACUGCCAUGAUCUGCCAUUGUCCUCACGUGUCAGAGUGUUCGAGUGCUUCUCCCGUGUCUCUCCAGUGUUUUAAUUGUUCAAAUAUGUCGACUUCAACCACCUAUUUUGGAAGCAUCGCAAAUCCAAGGGCUCCGAAAAAUGUUGAGCCCCACGUCAACGAAGAGAUGGAAGAGAAAGAGGACUGUGACGCGGUCAAACUUCUGCAAUGUCCUUUUGACCAAAACCAUCAGAUCCGUGCCUGCCGCUUCCCUUACCACCUUAUCAAAUGCAGAAAGAAUCAUCCCAAACUGGCAAGGGACUUGAAAACGUGCCCGUAUAACGCUCGACAUCUGUUUCCGGUUCAUGAGAUGAGUCUCCACACUGCCACCUGUGAGGACCGGAAGUCCGUCAGCUUGGAUGAAUCGUCUAAUGCAGAGGUGCAGCGGAAAUGGCAGGUCCCUGUUAGCACAUGGACCAACCCCCAAACCGACGAGGAUUGGGAAUCAGAAGCCGACGAUGCUGCCGUUCCCUUUGUGUGGGGGACUGCCUCGACCUCCUUCUUACAACCAGAGGCGACGGAUGGAUUGAUCUACGAGCACAACCUCAGCGCGGGGUUGAGAGCUCCGAAGACUCUCCCCUGGCCCGUUGAUGUAGACCAAUAGAUAAAUCCAAACCAAAUUUUGGCCAUUCUGCAUGUUAUUAUCUAUUUGUAUCUUAUCUAAAAGCAUCCAUUUGGUGGAUGCUUUUUUUUUCUCUCUCUCUCUAUAUAUAUAUAUAUAUAUGCGUGUAUAUAUAUAUAUAUAUAUGUGUGUGUGUGUGUGUGUGUGUGCGCGUUCCUUCCUUCAUUGUAAAAUUAGGUGUUAUGUUUUUUUAAUAUCCCAGCAGGUGUGAGUAUUUUUUGCCGUUCGGCUUGUAACUGCUAAUCACAAUCACACCUGGUGGUAUAAUAUGUCACCCUUUAAUGCAUUGGAUAAAUGUCUUUAAAGGAAUUAAAAAUUUGACCCCCUCUUUAUUAGUUUGCCUGCGGUCUUUGCUAAAGAACAGAAGGCCUACUAAUUCCUUUUCUCAAGGAAUGCUGUUUUUCCAUGUACUAAGCAGUGGAACCUCAUGCUAUUUUAGUAUUGAAGGAAAACCGUUUGCUGUGCACCACUUGGGGGCAGUGUUUAUUGUUUUUGUUAGUUUCCAGUGCAGUUACCAAGGUCAAUGUCAGUGGGGUUUUGAUUAAUUUCAACAAAGGUUUUAAGAUCCAACUUGGUGAAUCUGGGACGUAUCUUGCCAACUUUUUUUGAGUUCUGAAAGAUGACGCCUUAUAACAUGGCAACACGUCUUCCCUCACUACCAUAGAUUUCACGUGAUUAAAUUGUAUUGAGUUUAAGUGGACUUAAUCUGAUUUAAGCUUGGUGGCCAUAACCCAUCUAAGGGAAAUUGUUUGCUUAUGGUCCAAUGUUUUGAUGGCCAAAUUUUGCACACGUAUCUGUAAAAACGAUAAUUAUUUGCUAACUAUAGUUUGUUUUAGGAAAUUGUUAUUUUAAUUAUUUAUGAUGUACGUUUAAUAUACAUUAUACCAUAGGUCUACAUCACCAAGACAGGACUGUUCUAUGGAGUCCAUUUUCUGAUUUUAUCAUUCUUGGUGAAAUAAAUGUAUGCAUUUUCAAAUAAAGAAAUCUCGAAAGUUAAAUAUAUUGAUGCAUAUUUUAAUGUCCUCG